Brugia pahangi is the source of this 840-nucleotide messenger RNA. Lineage: Eukaryota; Metazoa; Nematoda; Chromadorea; Rhabditida; Onchocercidae. The record is from the annotation of a GenBank genome assembly.
AUGAGUGCCAAACAACCGAAAUUGUCAAAUUUUAUUGUGCUACUUAAUGGACAAAUCGAUAGCGCCGAGUUUCUCUCCUUUGAUAAUUUUUACUGCAAAUACUCAUAUGUAUAUGGUAUUGACUGGAAACAAGUUGGUGGUGUUCAUGAAGGACUUAGUGCACGAUGUGAACGUCAACGUUUCGGAAAUGCUGAAAUAACUAUUGCUAUGCCCAUUGAAGCCACCUUUACCUCAACCAGUCCAUUUGGUUGGCCGCAAAUUGUACUCACCUGUUACGGGUCCGAUUUCUUUGGCAAUGAUGUUGUUUGUGGCUAUGGAGCUGUACAUAUUCCAACCGUUCCAGGGAGAUCGGUAAAAAGGAUAAUAUUGUUUGUGCCGGAGGCUUCUACAUUAUUGCAACGUUUUAUUGGAUGGCUUACUGGGAAGAGAGCUGAAUUUGUGGAUUCGACAAUCCCUGCAACGGCAGAUGGCCGACAAGUUACAAAAGUGAGGAGCCAAGGAAUCAUCACCGUAACUAUGGAUAUUGUACUCAAAGAUAUGAAGAAAUAUGGUUACGAUGUGACACCAUCAUCGUUAUACAGGAUUUCAGAAUGUCCCCUGCCUGACUUCACGAAGACAUUUGAUGAACAGGUUCAAGUUGAGAAAAAACUAGAAGAUCCAGUCACUAAAUCUAAAGAAAUCUCUGAGCCCGAAACUAAACCAGGACCAUCAAAUAUCUCCCAAUCAAUGAUGUCACAUGCCUCAUCGUCACCAUCGACUCGACCACUUCCUAUGCCAAGACAAGCGACAGAAAAAGGUACGGAGAGCACUGAAGAGAUCAGACAGGGUAUAACACCCUAA